GUAUUGAAAAUAAUACCUUAACAAUUUUAGAUGAGUUUUUAGUUUUAACAACAGAAAAAGAUAAUAAUAUAAAAGGUGAGUUUACAGCAUUAGCUAACAGAAAAAGUAUUACUAUUCCACUUUCUGUUUAUAAUAAAAAUGAAGAAGCAAAGCUUCAAAUUUCUAAUUCAUUCAAAAAAAAAUAA
Molecule: messenger RNA, 185 nt
Organism: Racocetra persica
Lineage: Eukaryota; Fungi; Glomeromycota; Glomeromycetes; Diversisporales; Gigasporaceae
Source: the annotation of a GenBank genome assembly